Molecule: messenger RNA, 2305 nt
Organism: Homo sapiens (human)
Lineage: Eukaryota; Metazoa; Chordata; Mammalia; Primates; Hominidae
Gene: ARMH1
Product: armadillo like helical domain containing 1
Exons: 7
Coding region: 183-911 (242 amino acids)
Source: RefSeq, a predicted model, not a curated record
GUAGGUGAGAGGCGGCUGAAGAGUUGCUGUAUUCUGGGAAUGGGCAGGGUCACUCGUCCGAACAGAGUCCUAUCCUACGCGGCGGAAGAGUGUGCCCUUUGACUUGCAUCGUCUACCUACCUCUGCCAUCCUCUACCAGCCGCAACUGCGAGGGCUGGAGCCAACUUCAGGACUGAUUGAUCAUGACUUCUAUAAAGGAGCAGGCAGCAAUUAGCAGGCUCUUAAGUUUUUUACAGGAGUGGGACAACGCUGGCAAAGUCGCAAGGAGUCACAUCCUCGACAAGUUCAUUGAAACCAACCAAGGCAAGACUGCCCCUGAACUGGAGCAGGAGUUUUCCCAGGGAGCCAGUUUGUUCCUGGUACGCUUGACCACCUCGCUUAGAAUCACCUAUAUGACUGACUCAUGUUUAGAAAAGCUUCUCAGGUCCAUUGGCAUCUUCUUAUCAGCUGUAAGCAGUAAUCGGUACCUUAUAGAAUUUCUUGAGGUUGGAGGUGUCCUAACCCUCUUGGAAAUACUUGGGCUAGAGAAGAUCAAGGAGGAGGCCAAGAAGGAAUCUGUCAAACUACUUCAGGUUAUUGCGAACUCUGGCAGGACAUACAAGGAACUCAUUUGUGAAAGCUAUGGUGUACGAUCCAUAGCAGAAUUUUUGGCAAAGUCUAAGUCAGAAGAGACCCAGGAGGAAGUGCAGGUUCUGUUGGAUUCUUUGGUCCACGGCAAUCCCAAGUACCAAAAUCAAGUGUAUAAAGGUCUAAUAGCUUUGCUGCCCUGCGAGUCCCCAAAAGCCCAGCAGCUGUCCCUGCAGACUCUCAGGACUGCCCAGCCAAUCAUUGGGACCACACACCCCAGCAUCGUGGACUGCGUGCUGAAGGUGCUGGGCACGAUGCACCUGGAAGUCCAGUAUGAAGAUUGACACACCAGCCAAAACUCAUUCUCUUCUUCCUGCCGAAGGGCACUCUGAGCCCUGGAGUGGAGAAGUCAGCUCCCCAUCCCUCCGCCGGUGUUUUCAGCACCCAGGAGAGCUGAGCAUGCAGCCUGCAGCACACAGGAUGUGGCUGCUCCCUCUGCCUUCCCAGACCACUGCUCUUUUGGAAAUCAUCAAUGAUAGUUUUCUGACAAAGUUAGAAAUCGCCAGCAUGUGUUCCUUUUUAGGCAGCAUAUGUCUGUUUGGAGUUAAACAAGUAAAGUUUGCAGGAGCUGAAGCAGAGACCUGUUCUGUGUGCUCUGUAAAUCCACGCAGUCCACAUCUCUGACCAUCUCACCAGGUGCCCUGUGUCUCCCACUGUGAGAAGGACCACACUCUUCCCCUUUCUGUUGUGCCUGGGUUGUAUGAUAUGAGCAUCCAUAGAGUGGUGCCCAGUUCUGGGGUGGCCAAGAAGUAUAAGGUCCUGGCUUCAAAGCACUCUCAAAGUUGGCCAUGGGGCCAGGUGCAGUGGCUCACGCCUGUAAUCCCAACACUUUGGGAGGCCAAGGUGGGUGGAUCACCUGAGGACAGGAGUUAGAGACCAGCCUGGCCAACAUGGUGAAACCCCGUCUCUACUAAAAAUACAAAAAAAUUAGGCAGGUGUGGUGGCGGGCGCCUAUAAUCCUAGCUACUUGGGAGGCUGAGGCAGGAGAAUUGCUUGAAUCCAUGAGGCAGAGGUUGCAGUGAGCCAAGAUCGUGCCAUUGCACUCCAGCCUGGGCAACAAGAGCAAAACUCUGUCUCAAAAAAAAAAAAAAAAAAAAAAAGUUGGCCAUGGGGUAUACGGGGAGACAGCUGCCACAGUUCUGGCUCUCCAGCCUGUCCAAGAUUCAAGCUAGGAAAGUUCUGUAGCUGUGUGAAUGAGGACCACAGUGGCCACUGCAGAGCCUCCUCUGGGGUCAUCCACCACCAGGCUGGUGGUUUCUAAGCGUGGUCCUAGGCUGCCAUGACCCAAGCCUCGCCUGUUGGAAUGCAGAAUCCAAUGAGGUCUUUUCAACAAGAUGUAUGGAGCAUGCAUUGUGUACAUGGAAUGGUUUCAGGCUCUAGGUAAACAGAAGUGAGAUGUGUCAGAUAUGUUCAUUGGAGUUCACACACUAGUGAGGAGACCAUUUAGUGGAUAGUACUAGAAUUCUAUAGCAAGAAUUCUAUACGGUGCUACGGGUUCAGAGACAUAGGACAUCUACUCCUGAGUGAAGAGUGAAGGCAGAGGAGAGCAGGCCAGGGGCAGCUUCCUGAAAGUUGAUUUCUCAGCUGAGCCUAGAAGAAUGAGUAGCAAUAGCCAGAUAAAGAAGACUUCUCAGGCCGGGCGUGGUGGCUCACACCUGUAAUCCCAGCACUUUCGGAG